AGAUAUUAUUUAGUCGUUGCCACGGUAUAACCACGUUACACGCAUUUCGUGAUAAAGAUUUCGCUAUAUAACCCAAAGGCAGGGUUGAAGGCGCUUUGCUCCUUCCCAAAGGAGCAGAAACAAAAAAAAAAAAAUUCCGUAAUAAAGAUAUUAUAUGUAAUAUAUAUAUUGUAUUUUGUUUGAGAAGAUACCAUGCCGACGUGUUGUAUAAAAAACUGCAAGAAUCGUACGGAUCAUAACGCAACGAAAAGCAUUAAGUAUUUCAGCUUUCCGAAAGAAACAGCUGUUCGUCAGCAAUGGCUUAAUGCCUGUCAGAGAAAAGAAAGUGAUAUGAAAGUUGAUUCGGCAAGGAUAUGCAGUAUCCAUUUUGAGAAAAAUUGUUUUUCACUUGAGAAGACAAACCCACGUUUAAUAAAUCAACCAGCCAAAGAAGUUCUAAGGUUAAAAAAGGGAUGUAUUCCAACCAAAUUCUUAAUUCUGGAUAAGAAACGAAAAGGUACAAUGUUGCAGAGCAAGGAAAAUAACAAAAAAAUAAAAGUACCAGUAAAGUCAUUUGUACCUACAUAUAUAGAACUUGUACAAUAUGCACAACAAAAACAGCAUUUAUCGCAAGAAGAAACUGUAACAAAUGUAGAAACAGACGUUGCACAAAAUAUGGAAGAAGCUGUAAAGGAUAUGCAAGAGAAUACUCUACAAGUUAUUGAAAAAGUUACAAAAAAUACAGAUGAAGCAGCUGUACAAAAUAUGGAAGAUCAAAAUGAAGCAGUACAACAAAAGAUAGUGCAAGAGAUUGGCAAUAAUUCAAAUGUUUAUGUCGAAACGUUGUUGAUGCAAUUAAGAAAAUUAGAAGAACAGAACCAAAAACUUUUAGAUACAAAUAAAAAUCUUGAAGAAAAGACUCAAGAUUUAAGUAUACAAGUUGCACAGUUGCAAGCAGAAGUUAAGACAAUGGCAAAGAAUAGACAUAAGGAAGCAGACACAAUAGCCAUCGAUGCUCUGCGUAAGGUAUUUACACCUGGCCAGAUUAAAAUGUUAAUGUCAUCGGCAAAGAAUCAUGUAAAAUGGUCAUCUGAAGAUAUUAUGUCAGCCAUUUCGUUACGAUCAUUAAGCCCAAAAGCUUAUAGGUAUUUAAGAAACGUAAAAAAAUUUCCAUUACCGUGUGCAACAACACUGCGAAACUGGGUUGAUCACGGGAUCGAUUAUGUAUCUUUUCCUCUAGGACAGAAACCUGAAAAGUGAAAAGUUUAUCUCUUUCUAUUCAACACCAAUAGAAAGAGAUAGUUACAUGAAACUUUUCACUUUAGGAAUCAGUAAUAAUAGACAUAAAACCCUUUACAGUUAUACAAUUUAUAUGUAUGUAUAUAUAUAUAGUAUAUAU
Messenger RNA from Temnothorax curvispinosus, 1378 nucleotides. RefSeq lists its product as uncharacterized. Lineage: Eukaryota; Metazoa; Arthropoda; Insecta; Hymenoptera; Formicidae. The coding region runs from base 193 to 1239 and encodes 348 amino acids. Gene Ontology annotation, molecular function: sequence-specific DNA binding. The transcript has 5 exons. The record is from RefSeq and is a predicted model, not a curated record.